AUGGAAGAACCGCUUCCGAUUGACUCUUUCUCACACGAUCAUGGAGGCGACAUUUCAUCUUUACUCUCUUUAGGACACUGCUCUCUUGGUCUCGACCUGCUUGGACUGGUAGACGAGCCAAUUCCGGCAACCCAUCCCCAGUCAGCUCAACCACAUCAACCAACUAAACAAAGCAGAUCAGUCAAAACACAGCAAAAGAUUUCAGGUCCCAAAGUCGAGAAUGGGCUGCCAGGGCUCACGAAGCCAACUAAGCCACCUAGAAAAAGGCCAAAUCGCUAUGCGAACGCAUCGCCUUCGGUCAUUGAGCGCCGAAGACAUCAAAAUAGAGAUUCCCAACGAGCUUACCGCAAACGAAAGGACGAUGAGAUAACGCAGUUAAGGGAUGAGGUUGAAAGAUUACAGAAGAUCGAGAAGGAACUUAGAAAUUCACUUAGAGAUCUCCAGCAGCUUUUGCCAUCACAGAGGCAACAGACUCAAUUGGCCGACUGGGGUAUAUUUCAUCCCUCAUUCCAACACACAAUUCCACAAAGCCAGCUGAGCUUGGGAGAAUUGACGCCCCCAAUACAGAGCCAGUUGAGCUUAGGAGAACUGACACCUCCUAUACAAAGUCAGGAUAGCGGUUGGGAUGGUUUCACGGCCCGACCGGUAAAUUCCGAUGUCUUGUCACUACCACAGCAUGGCCUCGCACCGAGCCAGAGGAUACCCACACCGCCAACCGAUGUCUCCUAUCUUGGCGAUGGCUUUACUAUUUUUGCUUCCAGAAACAACCCCGACUUUAUGAUAACGCCACAUAUAGACGAGUCUUGGAAGAUACAGCUGGACUGA
Messenger RNA from Xylaria bambusicola, 825 nucleotides. RefSeq lists its product as uncharacterized. The record is from RefSeq and is a predicted model, not a curated record. Lineage: Eukaryota; Fungi; Ascomycota; Sordariomycetes; Xylariales; Xylariaceae. The transcript is spliced from 4 exons. The coding region runs from base 1 to 825 and encodes 274 amino acids. Gene Ontology annotation, molecular function: DNA-binding transcription factor activity. Gene Ontology annotation, biological process: regulation of DNA-templated transcription.